AACCCCGCCGCCACCAUGGCGACCGGCGAGCAGAUGGGGGCUCCGCUUCUGUGGCCUGUGGAGGCCCGGUUGGCGGCGCUGCUUCCCGACCUGCUGGUCUUCAGGAAGCCUCGGGGAUCGGAGCCCGAACUCGCCACGGCCCAGGGCGUUCUCCUUGGCGUCCACGUGACGGGGUUUACAGCAUUAAUGGACAGGUUCAGCCUGACCUGCAAGUCGGAACAUGACAUGGACAAACUGGCCCACAUCUUCAGUUACUACAUUAGUGACAUCGUGGAGCAUGUGCUCUGUUUUGGAGGGGAUAUCCUAAAUAUCACAGGGAAUGUGCUCCUGGCACUCUGGACAGUGGAACAGAAUCAACUCAGUGAUAUCAUUACUCUGGUGGCAAAAUGCAGUCUGGAGAUACAGGAGAAAUUUGGGAUCUACCAUACCAGAGAAGGCCAGGAUCUGCAGCUAAAGAUAGGUCUGUCUGCAGGUCAGAUUUCCCAAGUUGUUGUUGGAGACGAGCAGCGACAAUACCUCUUGGUGAUUGGACAAGAUGUAGACGAUGUCCAGUUAGCUCAGCGUUUGGCUCAAGCAAAUGAGAUUGUCUUGUCCUGGAACUGCUGGAAGCUCUGUGAGCAGUACAUGUUUGAAGUGGAAAUCAUGAGGGAGGAUGAAGCUGUGAAGUUAAGAGAUAUACGGACCAUUGACCCAUUUGAUUUUGAGGAGCAUUUUGACAAGUGCCUCGAUUAUCUGCCACAUUACCGGACAAGUGCUGACACUCUAAGAACUGCCCUGGAGCUGGAUCCAGACUCUGCACUUGAGAAAACCCUGCGGAAGCACAUAAUGAAAAACCUUUUGAAAAAGAUUGAUGAAGGCCAACCUAUGGAGUAUAUAUCCGAACUCCGUACCGUGACUAUGAUUUUGGUCAACCUAGAGUUCCACAAGACGGCGUGGAUGCUGCAUUUCUGUCAUCUUAUCCAGGAGGCUGCUUUAUACAUCUCCACAGUCAUAGAGACAGGGGGUGGCCAGCUGAUCCGUAUCUUUGUGUUUGAGAAAGGCUGCAUGUUCUUCUGUGGUUUUGGCCUUCCUGGGGAUAAGAAGCCAGAUGAGUGUGCUCAUGCCCUGGAGAGUGCCUUCAGCAUCUUCCGCUUCUGCUGGGAAAAUCUUGCUGAGAUCAAGCUUGUUUCCGUCGGUAUCACCAAUGGACCCGUAUUCUGUGGCAUGGUCGGGGCCGUAGCAAGACAUGAAUAUACAGUUAUUGGCCCGAAAGUAAGUCUUGUGGCCAGAAUGAUAACGGCUUAUCCAGGUUUGGUGUCCUGUGAUGAGGUAAUAUAUCAAAGAUCCACGCUACCUGCUUACAACUUCAAGAAACUGCCAGAGAAGAUGAUGAAAAACAUCUCCAACCCAGGGAAGAUGUAUGAAUAUCUUGGUCAUAGAAGAUGUGUAAUGUUUGGGAAGAGAGAUUUGGCCAGAGAGAGAAAUAAAAAUCACCCUUUGUUAGACCGGGAGAAAGAACUGGAAGACUUCCGAAUGGCACAGCAGGGGUGUUUGCACCAGAAGAAGGGACAAGCAGUUCUGUACGAAGGUGGAAAAGGCUAUGGAAAAAGUCAGCUGUUGGCUGAAAUAAACUUCCUGGCCCAGAAGGACGGGCACAGGGUGUUGCCAUUGAAGCUGAAGGAAGCAGAUUCCACGCAGUGUUUCUAUGCCAUUCAGACCCUCAUGGCCAUCUUCUUUGAGCUUGACACAUGCCCAGCCUGUGACCGGCAAGAGUGCCUGCAAAAACAGCUCCAUGGAAUGGUGGAGGAGCCGCUUCACUGCCUCUUUAACGACCUCUUCUUUGUAAAGUUUCCUUUGUCCUUCAAAGUUUCACACAUGGAUGACCUGGCCAGACAAAGGAAGAUUAAGGAGUGUUUUUUCCAAGUACUACAAGAGGCAGUGAGGGAAACGCCGUUGAUUUUCCUCCUUGACGAGGCCCAGCAUCUGGAUGCAGCUUCCUGGGAGUUUUUGGGAACCUUGCUCUCCCGUGUGCCCAUCCUCAUGGUGCUGACGCUGACGCCUCCCUUCACCUUGUGCGGCUGGGCCCAGCACUUCCUGCAGAGUCCUCAGGCUCUCCUGGUGCCCAUUGCCAAGUUAGCAGUGAAUUCACUGUUGAGAAUGGCAUGUUGGGAACUGAGGGUGGUCAGCAUCCCCCGAGAGCUGCAGAUGUGA
Molecule: messenger RNA, 2190 nt
Organism: Rhinolophus ferrumequinum (greater horseshoe bat)
Lineage: Eukaryota; Metazoa; Chordata; Mammalia; Chiroptera; Rhinolophidae
Product: adenylate cyclase type 10
Exons: 16
Coding region: 16-2190 (724 amino acids)
Biological process (GO): cyclic nucleotide biosynthetic process; intracellular signal transduction
Cellular component (GO): cytoplasm
Molecular function (GO): adenylate cyclase activity
Source: RefSeq, a predicted model, not a curated record